Messenger RNA from Solanum verrucosum, 507 nucleotides. RefSeq lists its product as uncharacterized. Bases 1 to 507 code for a protein of 168 amino acids. Lineage: Eukaryota; Viridiplantae; Streptophyta; Magnoliopsida; Solanales; Solanaceae. The record is from RefSeq and is a predicted model, not a curated record. The transcript has a single exon.
AUGGGCCAUCUUGCCCAAUCUGUUGAUAUGCGUGCCUCCCGGGUAGAGGCCGUUGUGCUUGGGCUAAUAGAGCAGACUAUUUCUGCUGCCUUAGCUUCUAUUAGGGCUGAGAUGAGAGAUCAUAAUGAUUUUAUUGAUAGCCAGAGGUUGGCUCUAGUUGCCCUUACGGUGCGGGUUGAGGCUUGCGAGCAGGGUUGGGGUGAUUCUGCCACUAUGAUUGCCCCAAAGGCCUAUGUUGCAUGUAUGAGGAGAGAUGUGGAUGAGCUGAAGUCCACUAACUUAUCGAUAUUGAUUGGUACAGUGGAGAUUCCUGAGGUCCAGAGCUUUGAUAUUCCAACUAGUUCUGAGGUUCGUCUGGCUACUACGACCGGAGAUGUUGCUAGAGCUAAUGAUGAAAAUGCUGAGUCUAAGGCGAAGACUGAUGAGGAGGAGCUUGGUGUCCAUGACUCUACCGUAUAUGAUGAUUUGGUAGGCCUUGAGGGUGCCAUGGUUGAGACUGUUGUGUAG